AUUUGGUCGACAAUAACGUCCAUAGCCAUCCACCAUGAAGCCCCAAAGUUUGCAGAGCUUCACGGCUCAGUUUGGGAGGCUUUCAUUAGCCUCCAAUACAAUUCGACCUCUUGGUCCCAUCCUAGCCCAAGCCACAGCUUUCUCCGCACCUUCGAACCACACUUCUCAGUCCUGUCGUUCGUUUUCUAGCACAGCCGUCAAUUCAGGCAAUUGGCUUCUGCCUACGAUGCCAGAAAAAAAGAGGUCACGGAAAGGAAGACCCCGUGUGCCGACAGGAGGAUCAGCUAGAGGUACCACUUUAGUAUGGGGGGAAUAUGGCUUGCGAAUGUGCGAUCAUCAUCGCCGUGUUAGUGCGCAGCAAUUGAAGGUUGGGGAGGACGCUAUUAAGGUCAGACUGAAGGGUAUGAGAUAUCGAUUGUAUAAAAGAGUUGCUGCCCAAAUUGGUGUAUACAGCAGUGGUAACGAGGUUCGUCAAGGUAAAGGAAAGGGUUCCUUUGAUCACUGGGCUUCCAGGAUUGCUGUCAGCAAGAUCAUAUUUGAGUUGAAGGGAGAUGUACACGAACAGGUCGCAAGAGACGCGUUUCGAUUAGCAGGCAAUAAAAUGCCAGGUCAAUAUGAGUUUGUCAAGAAGGGGGAUCCUCCGGUUGUUGGAAUCACAAAGUUAGAUGGGGUUACCAUGGAGGAGUUGAAGAGACCAAGAAGAAAGAUACCAUUAGACUCGAUACCUGUCGGUUCUACUGCAGAAACUACACCAUCAAGUGUGUCGACGUCGACUUCACCGGAUGCGUAGGACGAGGAAAUGUAUAUUGUAUCAUAGAGCGCAUUGACAUUUCCAGCCCAUAAAUGAAUGGAGAUGUACAAAAUCACACUCCAUAUUGUAGUAAAUGCUUGACCAGAGCAAGUGUAUGCGGUUUCAUGUAGAGGUCUCAGUAUACCAUUGGUCCCCAGAUGAUUUAGAAUAGUCGACGUCCUCUUGUCUGAGAUAUGUCAAAUGCGACACGGCCAAGGAGCCUCAAAUCACAACA
This is a messenger RNA of Botrytis cinerea B05.10, 1025 nucleotides long. It is a transcript of the gene Bcmrpl16, whose product is annotated as Bcmrpl16. The transcript is spliced from 3 exons. Gene Ontology annotation, molecular function: rRNA binding; structural constituent of ribosome. Bases 35 to 790 code for a protein of 251 amino acids. Gene Ontology annotation, biological process: mitochondrial translation. The record is from RefSeq and is a predicted model, not a curated record. Gene Ontology annotation, cellular component: ribosome; mitochondrial large ribosomal subunit. NCBI's taxonomy places the organism in Eukaryota, Fungi, Ascomycota, Leotiomycetes, Helotiales, Sclerotiniaceae.